GUAAUAUGGCUCCAUUGAUACUGUCGAUGAUUUCGCCAACGUCAAAGUGGAUCCCACGUGGGAUCGAAUUAAUAUUAUUUGUAAUAAAUAAACUUUAGCCAGUGUACGGUAUAAAACUAUCAAAUUAUGGCCUCUAGGGCUCUAGCCAGCCACGGUUAGAGGUAGAAAUACCAAAUGCUCGUAGAGCACGACGUUGUUCGGUAUUAGGGUUAUGAGCUCUUGUAAGGUGAUAGCUGGACUUUACAAGGACCCUCGUGGGCUACCCGGCGUUGACGCCAGAAUGGUGGUUAAACGCGUUUCAUGAUUAAUUUUUCAUUAUCUGCACACUUCCACAUUAAUUUACUGCAUAAUACGCUAUCAAUAUUACACUUUAAACAACAUUAAUGAGCAAAAACAAAGAAAUGAAUCACGAGGCGAUGUUACCAAUAUGGCGGUCGACGAAUAACCUCCAACAUUUUGAUCAAGUCAUUAACAAGGUUUCUGACAAAAGCCAUAAUUGAUAUGGAUGUAUGUGAGGCUACAUAUUUUAUUAUAGAUUCUAUAUCUACUCAAUAUGUCAAUUCUGAUAUCAAAGAUAAUUCAAAUAAUGAAGAAUGUAAAGUUGACAAUGACUCCAAAAAGAAUGAUGGUGUUAUUCAAGCAAUGAAGGAUAUAGAGCUUUUAGAAUCCGCUUCUAUUCAGAAUAUGAGUGAUGAGAAAAAUAUUCACGAUUGUGCACAGGAAAAAGAAAAUACUGUUCAUACCAAAAAUAAUUCUAAAACUAUACUAAAGAAACCGUAUAUACCGCCAACAGUGCCAACAUCUAGCCGUUCCCUUACUAUUUUUAAUAAAGCCCAAAAAAUACUAGAGCCAGGUGGAUUUGAGAGGCCAAUACAUACUAAUAUUGCCAUACAAUUUCCUGAAAACCAUACUAAGGAGACAUAUGUUGAAUUACUAUGCAAGAUAGCUGAGAAUUUGCAACUGAAAGAAAUAGAUGGCGCUAUGCAAAUAAAAAUAACAAAUAAGACACUUACCAUCCCAAUUGAUCACAUUCAUGGUUACUUACAUAAUGAAAAUGACAUUUGGUGCAUAGUGUGCCGCGUCAAUAUUCCUAAAAGUGAUAUAGACAUACACAAAUAUGAUGUGCGUCAUAUAAAUAAUCUGAUUAAGACUGUAGAUUGUAAUGGUUUGAGAAAGCUAUACUUUUCCUACAGCCACUGCGUCAUUUGUAACCUGGGGUUUAAAAGCAAGCAAGCUUCCGCUGCACAUAUCGCCACACUCUGCCACAAGAAAGCUUUUCACAAAGAGUGACAAUUCCUGUUCAACAAAAUAGUGAUAAGUUUCUUGUCGUAAUCUUUCAUUUUUGAUACAAAUUAUGUUAAUUAAAUUAAAGUUAUGUUAAUUAGACUUCUUUUUCAACCGUCGAAUUUCGUCAACUUAGCUAAG
Messenger RNA from Cydia fagiglandana, 1425 nucleotides. RefSeq lists its product as uncharacterized. The coding region runs from base 502 to 1290 and encodes 262 amino acids. The transcript is spliced from 3 exons. Lineage: Eukaryota; Metazoa; Arthropoda; Insecta; Lepidoptera; Tortricidae. The record is from RefSeq and is a predicted model, not a curated record.